Molecule: messenger RNA, 654 nt
Organism: Aaosphaeria arxii CBS 175.79
Lineage: Eukaryota; Fungi; Ascomycota; Dothideomycetes; Pleosporales
Product: manganese and iron superoxide dismutase
Exons: 3
Coding region: 1-654 (217 amino acids)
Biological process (GO): superoxide metabolic process
Cellular component (GO): mitochondrion
Molecular function (GO): superoxide dismutase activity; metal ion binding
Source: RefSeq, a predicted model, not a curated record
AUGUCUGCACCAUCAUAUACGCUUCCUAAGCUUCCAUAUGCAUACGAUGCAUUGGAACCCCACAUCUCCGCCCAGAUCAUGGAGCUUCAUCACAGCAAACACCAUCAAACAUACAUCACGAAUCUGAAUGCAGCACUCAAGUCUCAGGCCGAGGCUGUCCACACUUCAGACAUCACCGUUCAGGUAAGCCUACAGCAGGGCAUCAAGUUCAACGCCGGAGGACACAUCAACCACUCUCUGUUCUGGCAGAACCUCGCACCGGCCAGUUCGUCAGAUGCAAAGUCGUCCGCUGCCCCGCAGCUCCUGAAGCAAAUCAAGGCAACAUGGGGCGACGAGGACAAAUUCCGUGACGCCUUCAAAGCUGCUUUGUUGGGCAUUCAAGGAAGCGGAUGGGGAUGGCUCAUCAAGGUCGAGACUGGAAAGGAGGAACGACUUGCCAUUGUAACGACGAAGGAUCAGGAUCCCAUCGUUGGGAAGGGUGAGACGCCCAUUUUUGGUGUCGACAUGUGGGAGCAUGCCUACUACCUCCAGUAUCUGAACGGCAAAGCUGCUUAUGUUGAGAACAUCUGGAACGUCAUCAACUGGAAGACGGCGGAGGAGCGAUUCCUCGGGUCGCGCGCAGAUGCAUUCAAGAUCUUGAAAGCAUCCAUCUGA